CACUCUCACUCCCCCACACAAACUUGUUCCAAAUAUACGAGUCUUUCUUUGCUCAUCACAACCAAUAUGGCAGCCUCACUACAAACAGCAGCCACUCUAACAACCAAGGUGGGCAUGCCGGCCCGGGGGGGCGGCGGCAGCCUGCAGCUGAGGUCCGCGCAGGCGGUUUCCAAGGCCUUCGGCGUAGAGCCCGCCGGUGCUCGGCUUACUUGCUCUCUCCAAUCUGACUUCAAGGACUUGGCUCAGAAGUGCGUUGAUGCCACCAAGAUUGCAGGAUUUGCUCUUGCAACUUCUGCCCUUGUUGUCUCGGGAGCGAGCGCAGAGGGAGUUCCAAAGCGCCUGACCUACGACGAGAUCCAGAGCAAGACAUACUUGGAGGUCAAGGGAACCGGAACAGCGAACCAAUGCCCGACCAUCGAUGGUGGCGUCGACUCCUUCGCCUUCAAGGCCGGCAAGUACAACGUCAAGAAGCUCUGCCUCGAGCCAACAUCCUUCACUGUUAAGGCCGAGAGCGUGAACAAGAACGCCCCUCCAGAGUUCCAGAACACCAAGCUCAUGACACGACUGACCUACACCCUCGACGAGAUCGAGGGCCCAUUUGAAGUCGCCAACGACGGCACUGUCAAGUUCGAGGAGAAGGACGGCAUUGACUACGCUGCAGUCACAGUGCAGCUCCCAGGAGGCGAGCGCGUGCCGUUUCUCUUCACCAUCAAGCAGUUGGUUGCCUCAGGCAAACCCGAGAGCUUCAGCGGGGAGUUUUUGGUCCCGUCGUACCGUGGAUCAUCUUUCUUGGACCCAAAGGGACGUGGUGGGUCGACCGGGUACGACAACGCUGUGGCAUUGCCGGCUGGAGGGAGAGGAGAUGAGGAGGAGCUGACCAAGGAGAACAUUAAGAAUACGGCUUCCUCAACAGGGAAAAUCACCCUGAGUGUGACCAAGAGUAAACCGGAGACCGGUGAGGUAAUUGGUGUGUUUGAGAGCGUUCAGCCUUCUGAUACUGACUUGGGAGCCAAGACUCCUAAGGAUGUCAAGAUCCAGGGGAUUUGGUAUGCUCAGCUUGACUCGUAGAUUAUGAUGAUCAUGAUCAUGAUGUAUUUAAGGAUGUUGAUCGGUUCAGAUUUUUGCUUAUUAUUAUUAUAAGUUUUUAUUCAAGGCAUUUGGAUGUGCUUAAAUUAACUUUUGCUUUGUUAAUGUAAAACCAAACUCAAGGAACGCAAUGAGGACAUGUUAUGUUGAUGUAUAUUAGUUUAUCA
Messenger RNA from Morus notabilis, 1253 nucleotides. RefSeq names its product oxygen-evolving enhancer protein 1, chloroplastic. The transcript has 2 exons. Gene Ontology annotation, cellular component: photosystem II oxygen evolving complex. Lineage: Eukaryota; Viridiplantae; Streptophyta; Magnoliopsida; Rosales; Moraceae. Gene Ontology annotation, biological process: photosystem II stabilization; photosystem II assembly. The record is from RefSeq and is a predicted model, not a curated record. The coding region runs from base 67 to 1068 and encodes 333 amino acids. Gene Ontology annotation, molecular function: oxygen evolving activity.